This is a messenger RNA of Prorocentrum cordatum, 1653 nucleotides long. NCBI's taxonomy places the organism in Eukaryota, Dinophyceae, Prorocentrales, Prorocentraceae. The record is from the annotation of a GenBank genome assembly.
AGGGCCUCUUCCCCAAGACGUGCGACGUGCCGCAGUGCAACCUCGGCGCCGGCGCGCCCGUGCAGGCCCAAGGCCUCAAGGUCGGCGUGGUGCUCAGCGGCGGGCAGGCGCCUGGCGGCCACAACGUCGUGGCCGGGAUCUACGACGCCGUGAAGCGCACCGGGGCGGGCUCCGAGUGCUACGGGUUCCUCGACGGCCCCCACGGCGUCUUCUCUGGCAACGUCACGAGGAUCGACGACACCAUGAUGGACGGGUACCGGAACACCGGCGGCUUCGAUAUGAUCGGCAGCGGCCGCCACAAGAUCGAGACCCCGGAGCAGUUCGAGGCCUCGGUGAACACCUGCAAGCAGCUGGACCUGGACGGCCUCAUCGUUAUCGGCGGGGACGACUCCAACACCAACGGCGCACUGCUGGCGGAGCAUUUCGCAGCUCAGGGCUGCAAGACCAAGGUCAUCGGCUGCCCCAAGACCAUCGACGGCGACCUGAAGUGCCCGCCCAAUAUCCCCGUGUCCUUCGGCUUCGACACGGCCUGCCGGACCUAUUCGGAGCUGGUCGGCAACGUCGCCCUGGACGCCCUGUCUGCCCAGAAGUACUACCACUUCUGCCGGCUCAUGGGCCGCUCGGCCUCCAACAUCGCCCUCGAGGUUGCGCUGCUGACGCAUCCGAAUGUCUGUCUUCUCGGCGAGGAAGUGGAGCAGAAGGAUAUGAGCUUGAAGGAGCUCACUGGGCAGCUCGUCGACAUGAUCAGGAAGCGCUCGCAGGAUGGGAAGAACUACGGCGUUGUGGUGCUGCCCGAGGGCCUGAUCGAGUUCAUCCCCGAGUUCAACAAGAUGAUCUCCGAGAUCAACGAGCUGGGGGACGGGCUCCAGGAGGAGGACGUGCUGGCCAAGCUCACCCCCGAGAACGCGGAGAAGUUCCGCUUCCUGCCCGGCUUCCUGCGCGCCCAGCUGCUGAUGGACCGCGACCCGCACGGGAACGUGCAGGUGGCCAAGAUUGAGACCGAGAAGCUCCUGGCCUCGUGCAUCGAGCAGGAGCUCCAGCGCCUGAAGGACGCGGGCGAGUUCUCCGGCACCUUUCAGGCGCAGUUCCACGCCUUCGGCUACGAGGGCCGCGCGGGGCUGCCAAGCCGCUUUGACGCCACCUACUGCUACGUGCUUGGUUACACCGCCGGCGCACUGCUGGCCGCGGGGCGCACGGGCCUUAUCUCGUCGGUGCAGAAUUUGGGCAGGCCUGUGGCCGAGUGGGUGUGCGGCGGCGUCCCCGUCACCAGCCUCUGCGUGGUGGAGCGGCGCAAGGGCAAGGACAAGCCAGUCAUCCGCAAGGCGCUGGUGGAGCUUGACGGGCCCAUGUCGCAGCCCUUCCAGGCCUGGGCGUCCAUGCGCGGUCGCUUGGCCAUGGAGGACUUCUACCAGUGCCCGGGGCCGCUUCAGUUCGACCACGCCUGCCCGUUCAGCCUGGCGCUGCCCGUCACGCUGGCCCUGGAGCUCGGCGGCAAGACGGAGCCGCUGCCGGCGGCGAAGCAGGAGACGACCAACUAUGGCGGCUUCCUGUACUGCCCCCGCCCCAUCGAGCAGCGCUCGCCCCUGCAGCGGUGGCGAACAAACGGCGCCAGCAAGUCGCACUCCGCAGUCGACGUGGGCCGCGCCAAUAUGG